GAAGCAGAAGCGGAGGAGGACGAGGACGAUGAGUCUUCACAUGAUGAGGAACAAAUCACGAACGUUUUAAUCAAUAUUGCUAAGGUUCAAGAGCACACCAGUUAUGAGACGACGAGAUGCAUAACGCCUGUCGCUCUGAGUGACAAGGAUACAACGCCCGUGCAGGAACAACUUACGGUGACAGCAUUCGGAUCAAAAGAAACUGCAGAAAAGGAUCUUGAUUUACCAGCGCCAGCAGCGGAGUAUAGCGAUUUAGCACCUUCAGUGUCCGAUUCAGCAGACACUACAACUUUUGUUAUCAAAGCUGGAGAUUUGGUGGCUGAAAACGAGAAUGAAGCAAAAGCUGUCCUGAAGUUAUCACCAACAUCCUCAGAAGAUUCGAAAAGCUCAGAACAAGAACUCUAA
This is a messenger RNA of Gongylonema pulchrum, 405 nucleotides long. The record is from the annotation of a GenBank genome assembly. Lineage: Eukaryota; Metazoa; Nematoda; Chromadorea; Rhabditida; Gongylonematidae.